Tribolium madens (black flour beetle) is the source of this 2500-nucleotide messenger RNA. RefSeq names its product deubiquitinase MYSM1-like. NCBI's taxonomy places the organism in Eukaryota, Metazoa, Arthropoda, Insecta, Coleoptera, Tenebrionidae. Gene Ontology annotation, molecular function: metallopeptidase activity; polyubiquitin modification-dependent protein binding. The record is from RefSeq and is a predicted model, not a curated record. Gene Ontology annotation, biological process: double-strand break repair. Bases 16 to 2439 code for a protein of 807 amino acids. The transcript has 8 exons. Gene Ontology annotation, cellular component: BRISC complex; BRCA1-A complex.
UCAAACAAAACAAAAAUGGCGGAAGAUGACGAAAUUGAUAUUUUAGGCGAUUUUAAUUUAGAUAAUUUUUUAACAAAAGGUGAUUCCGGCAUUUAUGAAAACUCUUCGCUUGUGUCUCAGAACUCGGAUCUCCUAAACUGUGAUUACACAAUACACCCGCAAUGGCUUUUAGAUAAACCUAGCGCUAAUCCUGACUGCUGGUAUGAUAACAGUUCAGUUUUGUCCCCCGGACUGUCAGAAAAACCAAAUGAGUUUGGGAGCGGUGAUGAUACUUUGGGACAUGUUUCAACUGAAAAUUCUAUUUCUGACGAAAGUGGGUGGACGGAAAAAGAGAAGAAUUUGCUAGAAAGAGGGAUUGAGAUAUUUGGGAAGAGCAAUGUGAGGUUAUCGCAAUUUAUUGGCUCUAGGACGCCAGCUGAAGUGAAAUACUACCUUAAGAAUUUUUAUAUGGAAGCACAAACGUCAUAUAAUGGUUUUAACACUAGAGUAGAAGAUAUGAAUAUUGUUAGUAAUUUAGUUUCAGAUAUUUUAGAUGAUACUCAGAUUCCUGCAAGUAUUGAGGAAGUUAUUGCAGCUGUAAGCACUGCAAAACCCACAAUACCUAUAAAGCAACCGCACAAAAAGAAAUAUUCUUUUAAUAGUAAUGAAGAUGAAGAUUUAUCACAAGUGUCUAGUCCUACUUUAAAAACUAACGUAAAGCAAAGCACUGACAGUGCAACUAAAUUGGACCAAAAGAAGAAAAUUAAGAAUAAAUUAAAACGUCCAGUGAAAUUUAAAAUUAGAACAAAACUGAAAUUUCCAAUGAAUCACGUUAAACAGAAAACUGUUAAAAUUAUGAAUCAGGAAAAUAAGAAAACUGAGAUUGGAAGGGUUGAGAUUACUACUGGGAGAGGGUUGGCAGUACCGAUAUGUGAAGGGGAGGAAAUAGUAAAAAUAAGCAAAGAUGAUUCAGGUUCUGAUGUGGAGAUUGAUAUUGAAGAUUCUGAUGAAGUAAAGCCGGAAAUUAAAGUAAAUAAUUCUCUAAGAAAUGAAACUGUGUUACACAACACUGAAAUUAAGGAAAAUGAUAAUUUUGAAAGUUUCUCAAAGCCACCGAAAAUAACAAUAGAUUUAUCAGUAUUGGAUGAAUCACUUGUGACAGAACUCACAACUUUAGAAACGCCUCAAUCUGAAGUCACAAUUAAAGAAAAUUUCAUAACCGAAUUGGAGAAAGUUAUCCACAGCGAAUUUUUUGAGGGACGACCCACCAAAACACCGUUACGUUACCUUAAAAUAAGGAAUCACAUAAUCAAUUGUUGGCUCACAUCAAAACCAUCUUAUGUCACAAAAACCUCAAUUCGUCAAGGUUUAAAAAACUGCGGCGACGUGAAUUGUUUAGGCAGAAUUCACUGUUAUUUGGAACAAAUAGGAGCAAUUAAUUUUGGAUGUUCACAAACCAAUUACAUUCGUCCAUUAAUUGAUAUUUUUCAAAGUGUCACAAGCAAAAGCGAAAAAAAUUUAAAAGAUGGCAAAAACCAAAUUAAACAAAACAUUGAGUUGGGGUGCAGGCCGAGGAUUAAGCGGAAAUUCGCCAAUGACGGGGAAGGGGGCUGUACUCUAACCCACGACGAGAAAGGGGACGUCAUCAACACUACCAUAGUGAACGAAGAACCGGUCAAACCCAAAAUGUCCAUUAAACGACCCACAAUACGCCUUAUCUACUGUCGAAAUUUCCCCGAAGGAAGCCCUCAAAAAUAUAGAGUGCGGAUGCAGCUCACAACCCUCCUUUUGAUGGACUUCCAUGCCCACACAUCCCUUACCGAAGUCAUGGGCUUAGUCGCUGGUACUUGGAACCCGACCAAAAAAAUUCUAACCAUUUCUCAUUACGAACCGUGUCGAAAUAUCGCAUCUUCGGCUACGCAUUGCGACAUGUGCCCCAUAUCCCAGUCAAAAGCCGCCGAAUUGAUCCACAAUCGAGGGUUAGAUGUCUUGGGGUGGUUCCACUCGCACCCGACUUUCGCCCCUGAGCCUUCACAGCAAGAUUUGGAGACGCAACAAGACGUUCAAAUGUGGAUAGGGACCACGUCGCCGUGUUUAGGGGUGAUUUUGUCGCCGUUUAGCGCACAUGGGGCCUUAAUUGCGUCGCCGUUUCGGUGCAUGGUGGUGGAUAAAAAGGAGAAUUUUGAGGAUCAAUUCGUGCCUUAUAAAUUUCAAGUUGAUGUGGCUUCAAAUGAAGGGGAUUUUGACCGUUUUUUUAGUGAUUUGAGGCAAAUUUUUCAUUUCUCGAAGUCAAAUGAGGGGAAAAUCGAUUUUAGUAAGCCGUAUUUUCAGGAUAAUUCCAUAAGUUAUUUAGAGAAAUAUAUUACUAGUGUGAGAAUGCAUUUAGCUAAGUGUGGGAGUUUGAAUAAGAUGACUUGUGAUUAUAUUAUCGAGAAUAUCUCGAAUAUUUGUACAAAAUGAGAAAUACCAGGUGUAAUAAUUCGUACUUUUAUUUAUUAAUAAAUUUAGAUUUUUUCAAGUG